Messenger RNA from Danio rerio (zebrafish), 513 nucleotides. It is a transcript of the gene ndufb4, whose product is annotated as NADH:ubiquinone oxidoreductase subunit B4. Gene Ontology annotation, cellular component: mitochondrion; mitochondrial inner membrane. Lineage: Eukaryota; Metazoa; Chordata; Actinopteri; Cypriniformes; Danionidae. The record is from RefSeq and is marked provisional.
GUCCCCGUUAGCAAACAUGUCGAGGCUAAGAGAAUAUAAACCGGCUCCUUUGGCCACACUUCCAAAAACAUUAGACCCGGACGAGUAUUACAAUCUUUCCCCCGAGUACCGGCGGGCGGAGGAGGAGCGGACGGCUCUGCGGUCUCAGAUGAAGAGACAGUACCAGAUGCAGCUCAACAACCCCUACCGCAAAGAGCUGAUUGAAGACCCUGCCCUUACCAGGUGGCUGCAUGCACGUAAUAUCGUGUACCCGCAUUUCAGACCAUCUACUAAAUCAUCACUGAUUGGCGUGGCUUUUGGAGCUUUACCUCUGGUGCUCUUGUACUUUGUGUUGAAGACAGACAGGGACAAAAGGGAUUCCAAAAUAGAUGCCGGGACUUAUAAACGCCCCUUUAAACUGUCAUCCUAAAAUUCUCAGUUCGCUGUUUCUUGCAACAAACAGUACUUGUAAUUAUAUAUUAAACACCUUAUUGUUGAAACGUCAUUACUAUUAUUAAAGAAAAAGGAAAAGCA